Molecule: messenger RNA, 4821 nt
Organism: Diceros bicornis minor
Lineage: Eukaryota; Metazoa; Chordata; Mammalia; Perissodactyla; Rhinocerotidae
Gene: WIPF1
Product: WAS/WASL interacting protein family member 1
Exons: 8
Coding region: 252-1793 (513 amino acids)
Molecular function (GO): actin binding
Source: RefSeq, a predicted model, not a curated record
AAGCGAAUAACCACAGAAGGACGUCUGCCUCUGACUCAGUAUGUCACAUUUAACGAGAGGCCAGAGCUUGCCCAAAAUGGCUGCCCCAAAACGACCCCACAUUUGCGUUAGAAGAUGAUGCCUUUUUCAGAGACGGUUUUCUCUCUGGGCUCCUAUCUCGCUUGCUCUCUGUCUGCCUGUGUCCCUGGUCAUGCCUUCCUACAGUAUCCUUUAACGAUAUAUCAAGACUGUUGAAAGCAUAACUGUCCAAGAUGCCCGUCCCUCCCCCCCCAGCACCCCCGCCUCCGCCGACCUUUGCUUUGGCCAAUACAGAAAAGCCUACCUUGAAUAAAUCAGAGCAGGCUGGGAGAAAUGCUCUUCUCUCAGACAUCAGCAAAGGGAAGAAACUAAAGAAGACAGUCACCAACGACAGAAGUGCACCGAUAUUGGACAAACCUAAAGGAGCCGGUGCUGGUGGCGGUGGUGGCUUUGGUGGAGGCGGUGGUGGAUUUGGCGGAGGAGGUGGCGGCGGCGGCGGCGGCGGUGGUGGUGGCGUCGGUGGUGGCGGUGGAAGUUUUGGAGGGGGUGGACCACCCGGUUUGGGAGGACUGUUCCAGGCUGGAAUGCCGAAGCUGAGAUCCACAGCCAACAGGGAAAGCGAUUCCGGAGGAAGCCGACCCCCAGUUUUGCCACCAGGAGGAAGAUCCAUAUCUGCCAAACCUUUCUCACCCCCAAGUGGCCCGGGGAGGUUCCCUGUGCCUUCUCCAGGCCACAGAAGCGGACCGCCAGAGCCUCAGAGGAACCGAAUGCCUCCCCCAAGGCCCGACAUGGGCUCAAAGCCUGAUAGCAUUCCCCCUCCAGUACCUAAUACGCCAAGACCUGUUCCAUCAAGUCUGCACAACCGGGGGGCCCUACCAGUGCCUGGGGCCCCCAGGCAGCCCAGCCCUGGGCCAACUCCUCCCCCUUUCCCUGGAAACCGAGGUGCUGCUUUUGGAGGAGGCUCCAUACGUCAGACCCCCUCCAGCUCCUCCUCACCCUUCUCCAACAGGCCUCCCCUGCCGCCUACCCCGAGCAGGGCCUUGGAUGACAAACCCCCUCCUCCGCCUCCUCCAUUGGGCAACAGGCCCUCCAUCCACAGGGAAGCCGUCCCACCUCCUCCCUCUCAGAACAGCAAGCCCCCGGUGCCUUCCACCCCUCGGCCUUCCUCCUCCUCACAGGCCCCACCUCCACCGCCGCCACCCAGCAGGCCUGGCCCUCCUCCCCUGCCUCCAGGUUCCAGUGGCAGUGACGAAAUCCCAAGGCUCCCACAGCGGAAUUUGUCCCUCACUUCGUCUGCACCUCCCUUACCUUCACCUGGACGUUCCGGCCCUCUUCCUCCCCCGCCCAGUGAGAGACCCCCUCCUCCAGUGAGGGACCCACCAGGCAGAUCAGGCCCUCUCCCACCGCCUCCUCCAAUAAGCAGAAAUGGCAGCACGUCUCGGGCCCUGCCUGCCACUCCUCAGUUGCCGUCCAGGAGUGUAGUAGAUAGUCCCAGGAGUGGGCCCAGGCCUCCCCUUCCUCCAGACAGGCCUGGAACUGGGGCGCCUCCCCCACCUCCGCCAUCAACAUCAAUUAGAAACGGCUUCCAAGACUCUUCCUGUGAAGAUGAGUGGGAAAGCAGAUUCUACUUCCAUCCGAUUUCUGACUUGCCACCUCCAGAGCCAUAUGUACCAACAGCCAAAACUUAUCCCAGUAAAUUGGCAAGAAGUGAAAGCCGAAGUGGAUCCAACCGAAGAGAAAGGGGUGCCCCACCACUUCCUCCCCUCCCGAGGUGAUCCUUGCCUGCUGUUCUCCACUCAAGCCCAAGAGCUACUUCUGUGGUUGCUAUGGAGAGUUGCACAUCUUCCUCCCAUCUUCCCUUGUCCUCUUCAUAUUGGCAGGAGGGAAGAAGGGAGGGUGACAUGGAAAUAUGUGUGUGUGGGGUGGGAAUGCAGUAAGAAACGCACCUAGCUUUUUAUAUUGUGUAUAUUCUCAAAGCUAUUGCUUGCUUAAGCUACAGCCCACCAGUGUCGGCUGCUUGGGGGUCGAUAGGCUUUUGUGGCAAGUAGGCAGAGAGGAAUUGCGUCACAGCUUUCAACCAACCAAAUUCAGGCAUUGACUGCUUAUUUGCUACAGACUAUAAUAUUCAAGUCCCUGAUAGCUGUUUGCUUCCUGGCCUUUUUUUGCAUGCUUGGCCUCCUGUCUAUUUCUAUGAACCACAGACCAUUUAAGCAAAUUGCUGCAUGAGGGCUUACAUAAAAUUUUUGCAGUUACAGGCUGUCCGGUCUUUGACAGUCUGAGGAAAGCUCUAGGACAGAGCUGUCCAAUAGAAAUAUAAUGUAAGCCACAUACACAAUUUAAAAAUUUCUAGUAGCCACAUUAAAAAAGGAAAAGAAAUAGGUGAAAUUAAUUUUAAUAUAUUUUAUUUAACCCUAACAUCCAAAAUAUUAUCAUUUCAACCUGCAAUCAAUGUAACAAUUAUUGAUGAGAUAUUUUACAUUCUUUUUUUUGGUACUAAAUCUUCAAAAUCCAGUGUGUAAUUUAUGCUUAGAGAACGUCUCCAAUUUGGAUAGUCACAUUUCAAGUGCUCACUAGCCACAGGUGGCUGGUGGCUACCAUAUGGGACAGCACAGGUCUAGAAGAUGGACGCUAGUGCAAAAACCUCUUGUAUAAAAAACAAAAAAGGCAAGAUGAGCUUUAGGAAUUCAAGAGGUAACCAAAAAUAAAGUUGGACCCGACCUCCUGUUUGGCAGACAUCUUGACCUUAGAUUUUGCUCCCUUAUUUUCCCUUUUCCCUUAAUAUCUCUAUACAAGUGUUGCUUCACAGUCCCCAGGUCAGAAACUGAUCUAAUAGGGUUUACAGUCACGUGGAAUAAAGCCAUUGGAAAGAAACUGAAGGCCAGUCGGGGCUUCGGGGGCUCGGAACCAGCUGGCUGGGGCUCACCUGUCAGUUGGACUCCUGCCUUUAGCAUUGGAAGCAGCUUCUCUCUCCCACCCAGCUAGCUCCUCAGGGCGGGAGGCUGUAGGCUCCGUAGCUGGGGGGAAAGUCAGGGAAUGGUAGCAAACAAGAAAUGCGGAAGAAGGGAACAGAUUUGAGUUUGAUGGCAAAACGCUAAUCUAAAUCUGAUGCUUAUGGGGUUGAGAGAAAGAGAGAUUGCUACUGGAAAUUGGAAGGAAUUUGUUUUGAAUCUUCCCGGAGAAUCAUUUGCCUUGGAUCUAUGCAAAUUAAGCUCCAUGAAAGGACCAUAGGGAAGAGCCAGCCUUGCCUUUUUUGUAUGAUUUUGUUUACAAAACUUUACUGGGACUUUUAAAUCUAGCUAUAGAGUUGGAAAAAAAAUAUUUCCAUUUAGAUUUUUAUAUAGUUGAUGAUGUUUAAAGUUACCAUUACUUAUUUUUUAAAAGCACAUGGCCACAUAUGUAUAUGUCUAUCUACCUAAACUUUGUAUCAUGGUUUCAAUGUAUUGUUCAUGUAUUAGUGGGAGUUGCUAACAAGAAAUCAAUCCAAAGAAAAAUUUGAAAGAAGCAUUCCUAUUUAUAGAAUAAAUAAUUGUUUCAUUUAUAUAAAAGCAAAAGAACUUAGAGUUCUAAUAAGUGGGAUGUCUAAUAAAUUAUGAAGUUGCCCAUUUGAAUAUAUUGUAUUUUUGUAACUUUCCUUGCCAAAAUCCUAGAUUUAGUACGUUAGAGAACUUGUUUUUUUCCCCCUUUCUCCUCUACUUCAUCUGUCUUUCAUAGUCACUUGGGGCCCUUUACCCAAAAAGAAACAAGAAAUACAAAGGUGUAACCAGCUUGGCAAAGUAUUUUCAAAAAUUUUUUUCAAUCUCUAAUAUUUUGGUAAAAUAGUAGCGUCAUUUUAUUUGAAUUCUUUGAUCAGAUGUCAACAGUUGAUAAAAAUCCCUAUGAUAAAGCCUAACGACUCACUUUAGAAAAGAUGGAGUUUAGCCUUCCAAGCAAAUACAGCAGAGAAAAGUCUGACCCAAAGAAAAUGGUUUGAAUUUUGUAAGGGGUAGGGGGAAUUGCCAAUUUCCUUAUAUAUCCCAACUUUGAGGGUACCAUUCUAAAGUUUGAAACAGGGUCACAGCUUAAAGUUGCUAUUCAUCCAAGAUAGAGAUGUGUUAGAAUGUAUUUUUUAAGUGAAUGUUUAUUAAUACACCUACUCCCUUUGUUUGAAAGUCAGCAACCUAAUUGCAUCCAAAACUCUGAGUAAAUUCUAUGCUAAAAUCUUCAACUAUGGCAAAUCACAAAAAUGAAUAUUUUCUUUCCUGAAAUCAGAGCUUACAUGUGUUUUUUUCCAUAAAAUUUCCAGAUAAGUGUAUUCAAGAUGCAAUACAGUCUUUUAACAUUCACAUACCAUUAUAUAUUGAAAUGUAUUACAGUAUUAAAAUUCAGUGUUCAGUAUUUAUUUCACUAUGCAUUUUAUUAGUAAAAGCCAAGAAAAAAUGUUUAAUCCAAUGGUGCCUUACUUUGUGAUUUGGAAGAAAUCGACUUUUUAUGUCUAAGUAUUAGCAGAUUAUUUGCAUAUUUGUAAAAACUGUUAGGUCUUUAUAUUUUAACUUGUAAUAUCAAUUUUGUUAUUUUAGUAGCAGAGAUGGGAUGAUUGUUAAAGUGCCCAAAAUUUUUUGGCAUGAUAUUAAUUUUUCCCUGUUUAUAGUCAGGGACUGUAAAGGAAGAAAAAAAUGUUUUUCAUACCACUGCACUAUGCAAAUAUGCACAUUUUGUUAUCUAUGUCAUCAGGAUAGUUUAAAUGGUGGGGUAGAGUCUACUCUAGACAUCUGCGUCUUUGUAAGUUAGCCAGACAAUAAAUAAAAGCAGAAUGAUGAGUGUCAA